AUGUCUAGUGUGGAUGGUGUUGACCUGGUGCAGAAGGAAGGCAUUACUGAUCAUCAGUCUGCUGAAAUAAGCAAAGAGCCUGAAUUUCAUCCUCCUCCUCAGCAACAGCUCAAAAAGAAGAAAUUUUCAUGGCAAAAUAUCAGAAGGAUUGACUCUUUAGAUGUUGAAUCACAUAAAUUUCGUCGUGGUUCAAAUGAUCUUCCUGGAUCAAAGAAUGGAGGAAGUUGGGGAGUAAUAUUAAAUCUUGCAUUCCAAAGUAUUGGGGUGGUUUAUGGAGACAUUGGGACAUCUCCUUUGUACGUUUUCUCAAGCACAUUUGCAAACGGAAUCAGUCACAACGAUGAUAUCCUUGCUGUUCUCUCUCUGAUUUUAUACACAAUCACCUUGAUCCCCCUCAUCAAGUAUGUCUUCAUCGUCCUUCAAGCAAAUGACAAUGGCGAAGGGGGGACAUUUGCUAUGUAUUCUUUGAUAAGUCGGCAUGUGAAAGUCGGUUUAAUCCCAAGCCAAGAAUCGGCGGAUGAAGACGUUUCGACGUUUAAUCAUCAGCUGGAAAAUCAACGACGAUUGAAGAGGGCAAGCAUGUUUAAAUCAAGGCUUGAAAACAGCAAUUUUGCCAAAUUUGUUUUGUUGUUGACAGCAAUGCUUGGCACAUCAAUGGUCAUUGGUGAUGGCAUUCUUACCCCUUCCAUUUCAGUUCUAUCAGCAGUUGGCGGGAUCAAAGAAGCCACUUCUGCCAUGACAGAAGGUAGGAUAGUAUGGAUAUCAGUUGCCAUUCUGGACCACAGAGAAAAUCGGCAAUGCAUAUGGUAUGGGUACACGGAUGCUCGCAACGACGGAGAACCGUUUGAAACUUUGCUGGUUAAAAAACUUUGCGAGUUCAUAAGGGAAGACUAUUUAAAGUUCUCCAACGAUGUGGAAGAGGAGGAGGAUAAUGUCGUCGAUGGAUCGAGCAUUGGCGAAAGGGUCGACGGACAGGAGGCGGAAAGAGACAUUGAAUUGGUGGAGAAGGCUAGUGAAGCUGGCAUUGUUCAUUUUGUAGGGGAACAUGAAGUUGUUGCAAGAAAUGGAGCUAGUUUGGGGAAAAGGAUUUUGAUCGAUUAUGGAUACAAUUUCUUGACUAGGAAUUUGAGGCAGAGCAAUGAGGUCUUCAAUAUUCCUCAGAAAAGAAUGCUAAAAGUUGGAAUGACAUACGAGUUGUAG
Messenger RNA from Oldenlandia corymbosa var. corymbosa, 1200 nucleotides. NCBI's taxonomy places the organism in Eukaryota, Viridiplantae, Streptophyta, Magnoliopsida, Gentianales, Rubiaceae. The record is from the annotation of a GenBank genome assembly.